Molecule: messenger RNA, 13613 nt
Organism: Xyrichtys novacula (pearly razorfish)
Lineage: Eukaryota; Metazoa; Chordata; Actinopteri; Labriformes; Labridae
Source: the annotation of a GenBank genome assembly
GAUGGAACACCGGAAAAAUCACGUGACCACACGCCGUAGUUCAAGAUGGAGACUGAGCGUUUCGCUCUAGCUAGCUGUGUACGAAAUACUCAAUAUGGCAAAUAAGACAGACUACCAGACGUUUUAGCGAUAAUAGUAAGAUUAGUAACUCGGUCUAAGAUGUGCAUUUAGCAGCUUUUGACCACGAUGCGGUAAAGGUUUUGGGUAAACAUAGACCACCUGAAGAAUUUUAAACAUUUAAGGUAGCCAGAGGAGAAAACUGUCAAUGGUCAUCAUCACAAACUCAUUUUGAGAGAGAGGAGAUCGAUAUGGCAUUGAGAGAGUUAAAGGUUUGCCUUCUGGGGGUAAGUGUGUUUCGAUUUUUAUUGAAACAUGUUCAUAUAGAGUCUACAGUGAACAUCUGUCUGUACCUGUGGAAUCAGCUGACAGAGAGGUCUGUUUAUAUGGGUUAAAUAUGUUAAAAUAUGUCAGUUAGUAAGUUAAAGAUAUAUACAUGUACAUAAUAAAUCACGUUCCUCUCCUUUAUUCACUUUGAGAUCAUCACAUAAGUCAUAGGCAGAACAUUGAUGCACCUCUGAACAGCAUCACAUUUAAGUGAAUUAUUUUCCCUUGAAUAUUUCCUGAAAACAUCCUGAUAUCUCAUUUGCACCACCACAUACUAAUAAGUAAACAUGUAAAGUUGAUCAAACAAAGAUUUUCUGGUUCCAGUUUUUAAAAAUUGAGGAUUUACUCUUAUCAUUAAAGCCAUUAACUCUUGGGCCUAAGGAAGCUGGUACUCCAUAGCAUCACCAGUUUUGGCAUUUUGUUGUUGAAUAAAAGGAAAGAAACAGCUAGAAAGUAGUUGUAUGUAUAACUCUCUUUCUUUACCUCUCCAUCUUUCAUCACCGGUCUUUGCUGCCCUUUGUAAUCCAGCUUUAAAUACAGGAUAAACAUGUGCGUGUGUUGACAACAGCAGGCUGCCUUUUUGCACUGUACCCUGUUAUAGCAAUGAAUAAAGUUAUUGUUGAUUUUACCUUGAGUUUCUUUUCUAUUUUCUGUAUGUAAUCUCAACCCCCUCUCAAUAAUCUGUUCACAAUAUUAAAACCUUUACAUUUGGUAUUUUGGACUGCAUGUCAGAUAAAGCAAACAUCUGAAGUUGACAGCUGUCACUCCAGAAAACAUGUGCUUGUAUUUAUUCUUCAGAAUUUACCGGCCUAAAUAUUAAACUGACAUAAAAAAUUAAAGUCACUGGACUGAUAGAAGAUGAAAAUUAAUGUGUGUUACAGCUUUACACCAUUUCAACUUUCCAAAGUGAGAUCACAGGUUUUUGUUUCAUGCGCUGAAAACACAUCAGUGACAACCACAAUAUUAAUGCAUAUCAGGGCGGCUUAUAACCGAGCUAAUUUUAAUUUUCUCUGCCGUUAUCUCAAAAAUAAGUUACAGAAAGAGCAUACACUGAACCUUAGCUCUAUACCUUCUACUCUUUGUCAACAGAAGCAUAAAACAAACAACGAAACCUUAAGUUUGUCUUCCCUGUUUAACUCUCACAAAGUUGCAGGCCUACAGAGGAAGCAGGAAGGAAGAAGCUGCCAUGAAAAAGCAAUAAUGUCUGGGCCCAUUGCCAGAGGAGUGUUUUUAUAGUUGUGAUUACACUUGUAGUAAUGGGUUCUGACUUUGUUUAGUAAUCAGCCUCCUUAUUUUGUCCGUGCAGGAUACCGGCGUUGGAAAGUCAAGUAUUGUUUGGAGAUUCGUGGAGGACAGCUUUGACCCAAACAUCAACCCCACGAUCGGGUGAGUUCGUGUCAUGUCACUUCUCUGUUUCAGGGGUGUAUGUUUAGGUCAGUGGAGGAAUCAUGAUCAUGCAGCGAGUUAAUUUCUGUGUGCAUAGUGUAGUGAUUUAUUAAUCAAUUUUACACAUGUUUAAUUUUGUACAUUGAAAAAGCCAAAUAUUUUCUGCUCUUAUUCUAUUUCUUCUAUUGCAACUUUUCUAUGUCUUACAUGAGAAUGUACUAAAGGUCUAUCAGUUUUCAGACAACUCAAAUAUGUCAUGUUUAGCUUUCCUGCAGAGUUGUUGGAGGAAAAAAUACCUUUAUCUUAGUGGCUUUGAGGCUAUCAAAUUAUGCACUCUAUUUGUAAGUAUAAACAGAGGUGAGGAUUGUGUAAGAAUAAGGAGAGCAUGAUUUAGCAAGUUUUCAAGAGAAGUGCAUUGAAACAGGCUCAUAUCUUUCAUCCCCAUCGGCGACAAGAAUUAGGCAAUCUGGGCAUGCACACUUUGCAAAGAGUGCAUCUUAACAAGCAGCACUAUUCUAUAGAAGUGAUUUUAUGUGAAUUACUUUGUGAUUUUUAUCAACUUGGUUUUUUUUUUUAAAUAAACAACGAAUCAAGAAAGCCAGCUAUAGACAUUUUUUAUUUUCUAAUCAAUAUAUGGAAGUACUGAACCUGGAUCAAUAUAUCAGCACUAAUUAGAUACAUCUUUGUCAGCGGAUUUUGUCCUAAUCAGUAACAGAUAACUGCUGAACAGAAAAGCUUGGUUUGUCUGAGGUAGAUUAUAAACAGCCCUUUCAUAGUACUGACAAACACAGACAAGGUAUUUAUGUAAUACUUGCAGACUUACUGGGAAUCAAAACAAAUGUGGAUAUUUCUGACACUCUCAGAAAAGCAGUUUUUGUUGUUGUGAGUCUUUUUGACUCUUUUUUUAAUUUGGGGCUCUGCUGUUUACUUAAGCUGUUCGACAUUUUAGGAUAUCACAAUCCAGAUGAUCCUAGUAAAGGUCUCAGACUUGAAAAUUCUUGUUCAGGUUGCGGCUAUAACCAAAUACCUCUGGAACGUGUUACCGAAUAUCUGUACUAUUUCCAUUCCUUUUGACCAGAGCUUCUUUCAUGACCAAGACCGUGCAAUACCAAAACGAGCUGCACAAGUUCCUGAUCUGGGACACAGCAGGACAGGAGCGGGUGAGUAAUAUCCACUGAGGUUUCUGGCCCUUAACAUUGUUUUCAAACGGACUGCUGGAUUGUAAAUCUGAGUGUUUUCAGCCUGUGCAGCCAAACCACAACAGCACAUAGUUAUGACGUUGUAAUCAAUCGGUUUGACUUGGCUGAUUUGAAAACCUACAGUUCCUCCCCUGUGAGUUUAAAGGGAAGUGAGAAAGUCACACAUACCACUCCCUGAAUCAGCCAGAGGGAGAGUGAAGAGUGCAGUUACUCAUGACUUCUGAUAGGGGGCAACAUUUACCUUCCUAGAGGGAGUGUUCAGCGCUGCUGUGUGAGGAGUCCUCCUUAUUCCACAGUUUUAAAGACAUGUGAGAUGUUUGCAUGUCUUCACAUUUGUACGUUAAGUUUAGUUUAGUGUCACCUUUAAUCUCUUUAAUCUCAUUUCUUCUUCCUCAUUGCUUUUAUUAGAUACAGAUAAAGGAGAGUCAGUGCAUUACCACUAUUUUCCAGAGUGGCAGACAUGGAUAAAUCUGUUGGUUUUCAGUGAAAUAUUAAAUUUAUUUAACCAGGAAUAAGUUACCAAAGCACAUCUACAUUGCAUUCUUGGCACUACAAUUGCUCAAGUUGCAGACAAAAAGUUAAAAAAAAGACAACAUUAAAAAUUAAUAAGCAGCAGUCAGCAGUAAAGACAUGUGCAUGAGCCAUGUGCAGUUAUUAUGUGUCUCAUGUGCCAAUAGCAGCAACGCAUUAUCCUAUUUUUUAGAGCCCACACCCCUUUAGAGCGUGAAACUGAAACCCUCUACGGCUGACGUAAGGAAGAGGAUACAUCUUGGUGUUUGAGUAAAAUUUUAGCAUUGAAGUCCAUCCCAACAACAACAACAAUCCCAGUUAUUUGCAGCGUAAGGAACUACUUUCUCUCAUGCCUCACUCCCUGUGUGAGCUCUUCCCUUUUCCUCUGCGUAGCCUUCUCCUUUUCUCCCGCACCAUCCCCUGCUGUUGUAAUGCCUUAUCCCUGCUGCUGUCCUCUCCAGAGAGGUGAGAUAAGAUGCUGUUUGCCUUUUAUCCUCCUCUUUCCCCUGGAGGCCUCUGCUUCUCGGAGACCCUUGAGGGGGACAUCAAUGCAGCCCUCAGUUAAGAUAAGACCUGAGGAUGAAACCCAAGCUGUCUCAGCCCACUGGCGUGUGCUGCCUGCUACUGUUUCUUAUCUGCAAGUCACUGCAACUCCACAUCAGGCACUGCUCUUUUCUCUCUUUCUAUUAUGUUUUCUCCAGUGGACUGCUUCUUUUCAUUCCUUUUCUUGGCAAGAAUCCAUUUUCUUUCAUUCCUCUUUGUUCGUCUCUACCUUUUCAUUCCCACAAAUCCUCUUUUUUUCUCACGAGUUUCACAACCGUAUGGGGAAAAACAAGUAAAAUUCUUUUCAGUAGGUUUUGUGCUGUGGUAUCCUGAGCCUCUCUGUGCUUGUUUCUCUAACUUCUGUGGAGUUUUGGCCGAUCAGAAGCUGUUGAUUUGAGGCAGAGGGAACGCAAAUCCAGCCAACGCACAUGGAAGGGGAGACUGGGGCAAAAGUGUGUGUGUGUUUUUUGUUUUUUCUUCAACCCAUAUCUCAAGACCAGAUGAGGCCUCACGAGUACAUCUGAGCCCAGCUGUCAACAGCCCAUCGAAGCCGUCCUCUGCGACUGUUCUUCAUAUAAAAACAAGAAAGAAGAACCAUGUGUCCCACAGGAAUAGUGGGGUUUCUUUCAUUAAGCACCCAGCUUGUGGUUUUAGUAAUUAGUCAGCACUCACAGGGCAUCGCUUGGGCUGCUGUGUGGUCAGACGUCUGGCCUCGCUGUGAUUACUCGUUGGGUUAAAGCACAGAUAGACCACACAGAACUGUUGGUGGUGCAAACCCAGCAAUGAAACAGACAGCACUCUCCACAGUGCCUCUGCCAAAGCUGGAGUCCCGCUGGUGGACUUGGGGCCAGCAACAACUAUAAUUAUGUGGAAUGUGUGCUUUCCUGAGGUAACACUGUCACUCCAAGAUGGAUAGUUUAUUCCAUCAUAUUGUAAAGGAAAAUAGAAUUGGCGGGAAAGCCUGGGUCACUUGAAGUGAAGGUCUUUUUCAGUCACGGGUUGUUUCUUCUAAAAUAAAUAUCAUCAGUGAAUACAUGACACAUGGUUUUAUUAGUGUGUUAAAAAGCCCAGAACAGCUUAUAUAAUGCAAGAAGGCGUACGAAAGAGGCUUCAAGUUUAAGAGGGAAAGAAAUCCUCGACUGUUAUUCCUCUAAGUAUAAUGUAUGCUUGUUUUUUUAUGAAUUUUUGAGGCCGUUACUAUAUAAGCGAAAUUAAAAUCAAGGGCUUGUUAGUUUCAGGAUUCAAGAUUGUAUCUGUCAGACAUGAAUCCUGGUGGGCCUGGAGGUGCAGUGAAUGCAGUACAAGAGCCAUGAUGCAGAAACAAAGACAACACUAAAACCAGGGUUUCUGCUGGGUCUUAAAAGUCUUAAAAUAUCUAAAAUCCAAUCAUUUGAAUUUAAGGCCUUGAAGUGUCUAAAAUUCUCGCCAACCUCAUAAAAUGUCUUGAUGUUCAAAAUGUAUUGAUGUUUCUUACAAAUAGAUUGAUUUUAAGAAAUGUAAAAUGUUCUGAUUUCCCUUCAUGUCUUUUGUACUUUUGCCAGUAUGAAUAUAAAAUGGAUCUUAAAUUGCAUUUAUUAUGGUCUUAAAAAAAGCUUAAAUUUGACAUGUUUAAACCUGCAGAAACCCUGUAAAACACACGUAAAUGUAUUAAGAAAAGAAUACAAAUUUAAAAAAGGUUCAUUUUUGAAAGUUGUUUGAACUGAAAUGCAGUGAUUUAAUCUCAUGAAUUUGGAUUCAUAAAUCAGAGUUAUAUAGUUGUUAAACAAAGCAGGAUGGAGGGAUGUCAUGACCUCAAAUUUGUUUACUUGAACAGGAGCUGUGGUGAUUUAUACAGGCGCAGCCAAAGGCUGUUGACUAUUGAUUUCCCUAAAUAUUCUUAAUGGCACAUUAAAGCUCCUAUGUGGAUUUUUUUUAUGUUUCAGCAGGAUGAAUUUUUUUGUGUAAUUCAGCACUAAAGCACGCAGAGAAUAAGAUAAGCAAAGAUGGUUGUUCCACAGGGGGGCGCCAAACUGAAAGUCCUUCACUGCAGCAUUAAAGUUACUACCCUCACUUUAAGACCAAGCAGUAACCUGUGGUGUUGAAAAAAGGAGCCAGUAUAACAGUGCAAGAAAAAAAAAACUGCAGUUCCACGAGUGUCCACUUGAGGCUGGCUUUAUAUCUGAGCUAAUCCCCAAUAAACUCCACAUUAAAGUACUAACUUUAAUAGUUAACACGAUCAGAGGCUGAUAAAAAUACCAACUUUGUUAUCUGACUCAUUUUUAUUUGUAAAAAACUGUUUGAAAGGUGAUUUUUUUCUUGUAAAUUCAUCAAUUCUGAUUGCACCAAGGCUGAGUGUUUUGCAUAAUUGGGGAUGAUUGGUGGCCUGGCGUAAUUGACUCACAGAUGGUUUUGUUAUGACUGGCAACCAAGAUUAAUUUGGCCUGUCUGAGCUUCAUCAGUGUCUAUAGAAUCGAAAAUCAGACUAUUCUAACUUCAUUUCAUGUAGAAAAAAAAUCAAGAGAAGUAUUUGUGAGUUUUAUUCUUUGGGCAACUUAAUAUAAAGUAUUAUAUUAAGUUUCUUCAAAGUAGAAGAGACUGAUGGACACUGGCGUCCGUUUGAUAAUACAGCUGGCAUUACUAAAACACUUCUAUUUGUAAUAACUGUGCAGACUAAGUGUUGGAGCUGUGUCUCUGUGAGCAUUGGAAAGAAUUUUACCCCAAAAAUACCAGAAUCUGGCAAAAGGAGGAGCCCCUGGCAUCCCGGGCAGCUGCACUUAGAACCUCACAUGUUGUUUUGAUUAUGCAGUGCUUUGUGAUUAAACUCGAACGGGCUCCAAUAAAUGUCAAAACGCUAACAGCUUUUGACACGUUCUGCUCAUCUCUCUGUUGAUCGCUAACACAUGUGUGAAGUUUGAGUGGAAUAACUCCCCACGCUAACAUUUGAGAUAAAACCACAGGGGCCUUCGGUUUGGUAAAACACUGCUUUGUCGUAUUAUCGUCCUCGUUUUUAUACUCUGUUUGAGGUUGUUACAGUCAGCACUAUUUAAUCAGUCUAAUAAAACCCUGUUAUGUAAUUACUGUGGUUGGUGACGAUGUAAUGGAUUAGCUGUAUCCAUCUAAAGCUCCAACACUGCUCCCUAAUCUGAGCAAUGUGAAAAUAUAUGAUAGCAAACUGCACUGUAAUAAUAUUUCUUGCACUACUUUCCUGUUGAGAAUUGAUGCAUCAGAGGAAAAUCAAAGUUUUCAGUCUCUGUAUUAUAUAUUUUUAUUCAUAUUCUGCACUGUAAUAACAUGAUUCAGCUUCACUACACUGAGACACACAAAUGUUGGAUAGGCAUAAGCGUCAUCUUUGUCUUACUGACCAUUUGUCGGCCCUCUCUGUCCUUUUACAGUUUCGUGCUCUGGCGCCCAUGUACUACAGAGGCUCAGCGGCGGCCAUCAUUGUUUAUGACAUCACAAAAGAGGUAUUAUUUACUUUUAAUCCUCAUGCAGCGUAAUCCGCAGAGUACACACUGUAUAGUUUCAUUGUUUUCUACCACGUCUUUACUUAAUUAGUCAGAAUCGAAGGAAUUUAAAGAUACAGUCAUGAAAAUAUGAAUCAUUCCGGUGCUGACCAGUGAGAGUGAGGAUGUUUAACCAUUAAAUCGACCAUUCCCAAGCUUUUGUGAUCAGUUUUUGUGCAGAUAUAACAAAAACAGGAUUAUCACCAAAAUCAAAUCAAUGUUUUGCCAAUUGUUUAAUUUGUUUUCAGCUGGUUUUGAAUCUGCACCAAAAAAUCAGACCAGAAAAUGUGCCUGUCUACUUCAUAGUUGAUUUCAUGUAACAUAUGUUGACCUGUAUCAUCAUCAGGAAUCCUUCCAGACGCUGAAGAACUGGGUGAAGGAGCUGCGACAGCACGGUCCUCCGAAUAUUGUAGUUGCAAUCGCCGGCAACAAAUGUGACCUUGCAGACGCCAGGUGAGCCAAAAGUAAAGACAAACCUGGUCAUAAAACAGACAGUUUUAAUGUUUAAUGAGAGGCUUCCUCUUUUAUUUACAGCCGGGGGAUGAUGGUAGGAUUUUGCUUGUCUGGUUUGGAUGGAAACCUGUUUGUGAGAAAAUGUUUUGACCUUUUAAAUUGGAAUAAUAUUUAGUGUUUGGCUCAGAUGUACAACAGCAGGGAGGAUAAUUGGCCUUCAUACUGUUUAGUACUGCGUGUAAACAGUCUGCUGUGAGAUUUGGGGUAAACAGAGUCUAACCUCUACUUGGUUUUAUAUCAAGUUUGAUAACGUUUGUGUUGAUGUUCAUGUGUAGCAGAAAAGAAGGCAAAAUAAUCUUCAACAUUUGAGAGGUAGCUGAAGAUAUUCGUGUUGUUAUCUUUCACAAAAUUGAAAAAUCUCCCAGACUCUCAUACAAACACUCUCUUGUUUAUAAGCCCGUCCAUGAAAUCGUGAAAUCUGCCAUGUAACAGCCGCAGAAGAACAGCUUGAUUAUUAUCAUAUGGUGCAUGAAAUCGGAGGAUCUGCUCACAUAUUGAGUUAUCGUGACAUAUCUCUGAUGUUUACAGGGAAGUGCCAGAGAAGGAUGCCAAGGACUACGCUGACUCCAUCCAUGCCAUCUUUGUAGAAACCAGCGCCAAGAACGCCAUUAACAUCAACGAGGUGUUUAUAGAGAUAAGUGAGUGUGUUUUUCUUCUGCCUGUUCAUCCUCAGGUUCCCAUUGAGCUGUGACUAAUUAACUGUUGUGCUGCAUUAAGAUAAUUAUCUUGUUUGCUUUGGUGUUUUAAAAGCAGGUAGAGAAUGUUUUGUCCAGAAUAGAAAUGUAUCUCAGCGGUGUUGUCAUUCUUUCCUGAGUCUGUAUCACAUAUUUGAUCGAGCUGAGGUUGUUGUUCACAAUGAGCUUGAUUGCACUGCAGCUUCAUUCUCCCUGCGUAUUGUGUAUUUUUCAAGUGCAGAUUAGUUUUUACAUAAUGUACCUGUCAUGCAGUAGUUUUCUCUCGGUGCAUUAAAGGAGUAUUAGACCCCCCCUCCAGAGAUGAAUGUUGCCGACUGCUUGCUUCUCUAGUUAUACCAACUUUAGUAAUGACCGCAGGAUAAUAAUACACAGCGGUCUACGUCUCCACGCACAAACCUCGACCAAAACACCACUCUAUAGCCACAAAUAAUGCUCAGAACAGCACCUAACUUCAUCAACAGGACAUAUAGGGUCCCAGCCACAGCACUUGCCAUCAAACAUCUUUUUAGCUUUGCCUGAUUUCUUUAGCAAAGAGACUAAACACAACUCACCGAAUGGAUCACUGAGUGCAGCGGAGUUUCGCAGCUCAAGGAAGAACAUUUAUGAUCAUUACUUCAUGGAAAUGCAAUCAGAGUUUUUGUGUAUCAUGUAUGUGCACUGCAGACGUGAUAGUUCUUCAGCCUUAGCGUCUUGGUCUGAUUGUAUUUCCAUGAAGUAAUAAUCAUAAAUUUUCUGCUGCACUCGGUGAUCGACUCGUAAGGGCUCCCCCACAAACAAGCGGUUGCUGGAGGAGAGUAGGUGAGUUGUGUUUAGUCUCUUUGCUAAAGAAAUCAGUCAAAGUUAAAAAGAUGUUUGGUGUCUAGUACUAUGUCUGUGACCCUAUAUGUCCUGUUGAUGAAGUUAGGUGCUGUUCUGAGCAUUAUUUGUGGCUAUAGAGUGGCGUUUUGGUUGGGGUUUGCGCGUGGAGACAUAGACUGCUGUGUAUUGCUAUCCUGCAGGUGUUACUAAAGUUGAUUUAACUAGAGAAGCAAGCGGUUUGGCAAAAUUCAUCUCUCGAGGGGGUGUCUAACUCGGUGUUGCGGUGUGUUUGACCAAAACUUAAAUUUAUACCGGAAUAUCCCUUUAACACCAACUUCCUACACUACAACGUUGUACCUUCAAGAUCUCCAGAGGAGCAGAAUAAUUCAUUACUAAUAUUUCUUAUGUUUCUGUAGCUGUUGCUCUAACAGUCACUCAUAAUUGAGAAUCUAAGUGUGCAUACUUUUUUUUUCGGGUCCACUUUCUCUUCAUUUUUUCUUGUGUGAACUCAAUAGAUAUAAAAAACUUACUGCUAUGAGAACUGGGGCACAGCUGCUGGAUUGCUGCCAAUAAUUUAGCAUGAGGAACAACUAUUAAAAACUUACAAAGACAGUUUAUGUUGUGAGAAGAGGGAAGCUAACUCCUGUGCAUGUACUGUACUUACUCUGUGCGUGUGUGUGUCCCUCACAGGUAAGCGCAUCCCGGUUGCAGAAGCGGCAGGAGGAACAUCAGGGAAAGGUUUCAAACUUGGACGGCAGGCCUCAGAGUCUCGCAGGACGUGCUGCUGAUGAUGCCGGUGACUGUCCCCUCAUGACCUGUAGCCUGAUCUUUACUUUCCCCAGUUUACGGAGGCACCUCACACCGUCCAGUCACACAACCCCGCCAUCAAUGAUACAGGGGUACAGCAUUUCCAGACCGAUGGCUGAAGCAGAAGUAAAAACAGAAACAAACAAAAUUCUGAUCACUGAAUGAUUAAAAACCUGUAUUAAUAUUCUGAUUUGUAAGCAAAAAAAAAACCUAUAUAAAAUCUAUGUUACUGGCUCUUUAUAGACAUGGACCUCUGUUUGGUGUGUUAUAACUCUGCACUGAACAGAGACCAUUAAAGAAGUCAGAUGUCAUUUGUACUUGUAAAUUUGUACAAAUCCACAAACUUUCAAACCAAAACAUGGACUGAAAUUGUUGAAUUUCACCAAAUUAUUUUGAUAACAGCUAAAUUAUUUCACUUUAUCAGCUUUGUGAAGGAUCCGUCUAUACAGUUUAAGUGAAUGAGCAUUUAUUUAUCAUAAGAUGUUGAUGAAACAGGACACUUUUAUCACCAAUACCAUUUCCAUACCGACUUUUUUUUACUUCAUUAAGGAUGUUUCAAGAGAUGUUACUGAUUCAUGGUCAAGCCAGCGGGAUUAUGCUCCAGAGAUUUAAGUGUUAUGAUGUGAUUUGCUGUGAUCACAUGGUCAAACCUGAGAAAUGAAAAGUAUGCGGGGUCUUAACUUUAAAGGGAUAGUUCAAAAAGUAGGAAUGUAUUUUUGUAAGAGCGGCAUGGCAAAGUUAAAACGAGUGUCAUAUUUCUACAGGGAAUAUAAAUCUGGAGUCCAUUAGCAUAAAUAUGCAUAAAACAGGAGAGCUAAGGAGGCAAAACAGGUCCAAAAAGUGAGAAAUCUCCUUAUAGGCCCCUCUAAAACUUGUUAAUUAACACAUUUAAUCUGUUCAUAUUACAGCUAGAUUUUUGUGGGGAUUAACCAAUCACAGCGGCAAUUUUUCAGGGAUUAUUUUGUCAUACUGUUUCGUGAUUUUAAGCGGACACCAGGAUAGAUGCCAGGAAGUUACUCGUCUCAGCUGAGGUGUACUCUGACGCAUAAUCCUCGAGUAAAGAAAUCGAGAAAGUGAUUAGUCAAAUUCAGUAAUUAUUCCCUUCAGGGGUAAUUGAAGGAACACAGAGGCACACAGACAACAAGAGCUAAGAAUUCAUCUAUUUAUUGACUCCUGUAUUUUGGUAGUUUGAUAGUUAAUGCCCCCUGAGAAUGACAGCUGCUUCAUAAAAUCUUAUCUGUGUGAUACAAACAAAUACGCUCUCAGAUUAUUAUGCUUUACUCAGAGUUGAGGACUUGCUGUUGCACUUAUUAAGUUUAUUGUUAUAACGGCUCCAGAUGCUCAUGUGCGCUCCACAAUUUCUCUUGAAAUUGCUGAAAAGGUGUUACUGAAUGCCAAAUAUGAAGUUUCCCAUCUUCCACGCAGCAAACUACUAUUACUUCAGCUUUUUUCUCUCAUUGAUGUUCUCCGAAACAUGAAUCUAUUCCUGCAGCUUUAAAACAUUUCAGAGGCGAGGCGAACAUUUGUGAGGCCUCGCCAAAUUCUUUAAUUGUCUCAUAAACUCUUUUUUUCCCCCCUCCCAUUUCUUUGUCACCAUCAGCGCUGGCUCACUCAUGCUGUGUCGUUUUACCACUUUUCCUGCGAUGGAAACAACAAGGUUUUGAAACUUGACACAGUUUCAUGGAAAAUCAGAUUUCAAGAGCUUAUAUUCCCCCUUUGCAUAACAUUUAAGGUGCCGAAUAAGACAUAGCUCUGUGUCGACAUGCUGACCCCUUAAUGAACCUCCUCUCUGUGUGCGCUUUGUUCCAGCCUCUGCUUUCUGAUUUUCCCUCCUCCAAGCUUCUUUGACUCAUUCCUUCAAAUUCCAGGCACUUAUUUUAAGUCCAGCUUUCAGAGAAAUAUGGUGCACUUUAAAGCGGCGUACACUGAGCUCUAUCAUCCUCUUAAAAUCAUGAAAGCUAUUUCUACUCUGAAAUUCUUAUGCUGCGCUGGAGUAGUCAUUUCCCUCUAAUAUUGGCCUAAUUAAACUUCACUUGAAGUUGAAUGAGCCCUCCCUGGACUUCAUAAUUUUGUGUAAUUUUAUGCCUGUCUGUAUCUCAUGGGAGUCACUUUUAGCCUGAAAACCUCUUUACAAAGUUGCCAAAAAACACAGAUGUGGCUUCAAAUUGACUGCGUUUCCACAAAUACACAUUUUUGGAUUGCCUUUAAGCGUCUUAAACGGACCUGUUUUUGAUCAGCUGUGCCGCUUUCCACUUCAGGAGUUUAUUUAAGAGUGCAAUACCUUUGUUUUGUAAAAUGUGACCUAACCCAGACAUUCAGUAACACAGUAAGAGUUGGCUCACAUGCAGAGACGUCACUGCCUUUCCUCAGUCGAACGCGUGAUAAUGACGGGUUUAUCCUGACCUCCUUUUCUGCUGAUGUGAUGGCAGUUUUAAGCACACAGUUGAUAUUAUGAGCAGUGUGAUGUAGCAAACUAAAUGCCUUAAAAACAUUUAGGUCAAAACUUUGAACGGAUUCAUUGAUUUACGCUGCUGCCUGGCUCUAGGUUGUAAUAUUAGCUUUGGCUGGUAUUUAAUAUAGCUCCAGUAAUUAUAUCUAAAAGGGAAUCACUCUGGUACUUAAACAGCUGCACUCUGUAUUAAUUGGCUUCUAAUACUAACUCACACUCUGUAUGCAGCCUGUUAUUAUCUCUGUGAAAACACUCAAUGAAACAUAGUUUAAAAAAAAGGUGUCAGACUCCUUAAUGUGCCCUGAUGUUAUUUUAGGUUCGGCUUUUAUUACUAUGAAGGACAUGGUGCCAAAUGAUGUCAACACCAUUUUACUACACCACACUUAAUCAGACUUUUUAGAGCUAAUGCAAUAUUACGAGUUUAACGCAUAAAAAAACACGUACAGGUAUUUGAAGUUUGAUGAUGUCACAUGAUUUUCCUAAUGUGAAAACAGGUUGGAUAAAAGUUGUCUGACACUUUUGCAUUGAAAACUAUCAUUCGUCUUGGGCUGGCCCUGGGAAUGUGAUUAAUCUGUAUUAUGUAUAUUUUUCAGUGUAAAUAUAUACCAUCAAAUUGCACACAAAUCAUUGAUCAUAUUCUAUUCCAGGCCUGUUGUGCGACCACAAUAGACUUGCACACCGUCUGCAGUAAUUCCAUUAGCAUUGUAGUAACCAUAUUUAGCUUUUUACUGUGUUUCAUAUUGAUCGUAAAAAAAAGAUGCCUGAAAACACUUGUUUGCAGUGUAUUUCCUAAAUGUGUAAAAAGGGAAUUGUCAAUUGGUUUACUAAUAAAAUAUUGACAAAAUUA